AGAGACUGUCCUAAACUCCGGUGUUCAGCUUCUGUCUGGAAAUCAGAUUUAUCUUCGAGUCUUCCUUUAUACAGGAAAAAUGCAUGUGGCAGUGGUAAUAGCGAACGUAAUACUGCUCCUGAGCAUGGGAUGGACAUCAGACUCUCUCUGCUCACCCACCAUUUUUUACAGAGACUGCUGGAUCCGUCGCUUCCCAGGUCUUCUAGUCGAUCUGGAGGAGUCUCAGAAGCUGGGAGCCCAGUUCUUGAAGUAUUAUUCUGAAAGCACCGGCCAGAAGUGCAGUAGGAGAUGCUGUCUUCGGAAGGAUGUUUCCUGUAACCUGGCUGUCUUCUACCAUGAUCCUAUUCAUGACAAUAUCAACUGCCUCCAUAUUCACUGCCCAACACUGGAGAGCUGCAUGUUACAGCCUGGAACCAGUGCCAUUUUGUACAACAUAACAGAUGGUAUAGAUCCGGAUUUGCUGGUUUUUGAUCAAUCUCCCAUGUAUCUAAAUACUCAUUCUUCAUCCAGUAGAUGGGACAGACUAAGGAUUCUAAAAGCUGUAAAUUUAGAUAAACCACAAACCACUGUGAUAAACCAUAUGCUGCCAUCCACAGAGGCUCCACCCUCAACCACACAUCAAGAUUUGGUUGUAAACACAAACAGUACCGGCUAUUCCAAAGAAUUAACCACAGAUUUUGGGGCAAGAUUCACUUCCCUGAAUGACUCCAUUACAAAGGUAAAUAUGGUGUCACCAAGUUCUGAUGUCAUCAGCAAUCCAGAUAAUAAGACGAUUUCUCCUUUCUUUGUACCCACAGACACAAAACUUUAUCAUAUGCCUGUUCCAUCCCGACUCAAUAGUAGCAAACAAUUACUGAACAAAACCAAAGGAUACAAUAGCAGAAACCACACAUCUGCAAAUGAAGAUGAGGUGUCUGUGACUUCAAGGACCUGGCUGGCUUCUGUGGCCCUUUGCACCUCUAUCAUCUUUCUGGGCUGUUGUAUAGUCAUUCUGGCAUCUGGAUGCUGUGGAAAGCAGCAGGGCCAGUAUAAACUAGGACAGAGAAAAUCAGAAUCCUAG
This is a messenger RNA of Saimiri boliviensis boliviensis (Bolivian squirrel monkey), 1060 nucleotides long. RefSeq names its product MANSC domain containing 4 (gene MANSC4). Gene Ontology annotation, biological process: epidermis development; epithelium development; extracellular matrix organization. Gene Ontology annotation, molecular function: serine-type endopeptidase inhibitor activity. The record is from RefSeq and is a predicted model, not a curated record. Gene Ontology annotation, cellular component: plasma membrane. NCBI's taxonomy places the organism in Eukaryota, Metazoa, Chordata, Mammalia, Primates, Cebidae.